CGUCUCUUAGGUUAAAAGAUUCGGGUCCUUCCUUCGUUGCAGCAAAAAGAAAAGAGCAGCAAUACGCCGUCGAGCUUCGUUCGUCUCCUCAGAAGAAGAAGCUGAGCUGAAAAUAUGGCUUACCAGGCAAUGAAGCCAACUAAGGCUGGUUUGGAAGAACCACUUGAGCAAAUUCACAAGAUCAGGAUCACUCUCUCCUCCAAGAAUGUGAAGAACUUGGAAAAAGUGUGCACUGAUUUGGUUCGUGGAGCUAAGGACAAGAGACUGAGAGUUAAGGGACCAGUGAGAAUGCCCACCAAGGUUCUUAAAAUCACUACCCGAAAAGCUCCUUGUGGUGAAGGAACCAAUACAUGGGACAGAUUUGAGCUUAGGGUUCACAAGCGUGUGAUUGAUCUCUUCAGCUCUCCUGAUGUUGUCAAGCAGAUCACUUCCAUCACCAUUGAACCUGGUGUUGAGGUCGAGGUCACCAUCGCCGACUCGUAGA
This is a messenger RNA of Camelina sativa (false flax), 484 nucleotides long. RefSeq names its product small ribosomal subunit protein uS10y. The record is from RefSeq and is a predicted model, not a curated record. Lineage: Eukaryota; Viridiplantae; Streptophyta; Magnoliopsida; Brassicales; Brassicaceae. Gene Ontology annotation, biological process: translation. Gene Ontology annotation, molecular function: RNA binding; structural constituent of ribosome. Gene Ontology annotation, cellular component: small ribosomal subunit; ribosome.